This is a messenger RNA of Sitophilus oryzae (rice weevil), 5039 nucleotides long. Its product is annotated as leucine-rich repeats and immunoglobulin-like domains protein 3. The record is from RefSeq and is a predicted model, not a curated record. Bases 225 to 2378 code for a protein of 717 amino acids. NCBI's taxonomy places the organism in Eukaryota, Metazoa, Arthropoda, Insecta, Coleoptera, Curculionidae. Gene Ontology annotation, molecular function: protein binding. The transcript is spliced from 11 exons.
UAAUAAUAAUAAGUUAUUGUUAUAUCAGCAUAGGCGUCAUGUAAUUCAUAUGUUAAAAAUUAUAUGUUUUUUGCCUAUUUUGUGAUAAGUAAUGCAGCUUUUUGAUUCUUCGAGUGUAUGUUUUUGAAUAAAAUAUAAAAUAUGAUAGACUACAGUCGUAAGUUGGGCGUGUGUUUCAAAUAAAACCUAAGGAACUAUGAUUUAUUACAGUGUGUUUUUUUAAAAUGGUGGGUGUUUGUUUUUGGGUUUCAUACAUGGUUUUGUUAUUUAGUUCGUUAAGCUACGCGAAAUCAAAAUGUGCUAAAGGCUGCCGCUGUUUAGAUACUUAUAUUGAUUGUGCAUCGAAGGGGCUAACCAGCGUCCCUCAAAAUAUCCCUAAAUGGGCACUCCAUUUAGAAAUGAAUAGAAAUAAACUGAUAGAAAUAGAAGCUUUAACUUUUCAAAAUCUUCAUCAGUUAAAAGCUUUAAAAUUGAAACGAAAUCAGAUAAGUUCACUUAAGGAUGGAUCUUUUUACGGAUUACGCCAAAUUGAAAAAUUGAUGUUGGACAGUAAUCAUAUAACUGUUAUCACAAAAAGCUGGUUGUAUGGUUUAGAAUCACUAAAGGAGCUUUCUUUAAGUCACAACCUUAUAAACCAAAUACAUGAUGAUGCCUGGGAAUUUUGUAGAGCCUUAACAGUUUUAGAUUUAUCAUACAACAACUUGGAUUCAAUUAAAGAAGAUACAUUUAAAAAUCUCGGUACUCUUAGGAAGCUAUCGCUGAACAAUAAUAAUAUUAUAACUAUAAAAGAUGGAGCUUUUUCUCAUCUCACAAAACUUAAAGUUUUGUAUUUAAAUAAUAAUAAAAUAUUUUGGACUAUUGAAGAUGGUAAUGGAGUGUUUCAAGGUUUGGGUGAUUUGGUCAAAUUUCACUUGAUGGGAAAUAAUAUUACAUCAAUAAAUUCAAAUGCAUUCUCUGGAUUAAAAAAUGUUAGCUAUAUAAAUUUAGCUAAUAAUAAUGUUACAUCCAUUCAAAAUAAUGCUUUUUAUAAAGUUCCCUCUCUAAAACAACUGUUGAUAAACUCCAGUAGCUUAUUGUGUGACUGCAAUUUAAAAUGGUUCUUGGAAUGGCUUAGUUUGAAGGAUAUUAAACUACAAGCUUCUUGUGCGUAUCCAGAUUGGCUUAGAGGAAAAUCCAUCUCUAAUAUCACAGCUAGUAAUUUAACUUGUGAUGAGCUUCCCAAACCACGCCUCAUUGAUGAACCUGCAUCUGAAAUAAUGGCUUUGAAGGGUAAAAAUGUUACCUUAAACUGUAAAGCUCUCUCAAGCUCCAACAGUAAUAUGACAUUUUUAUGGAGGAAAGAUAAUGAAGAACUUAUAAACCCUAACGUCCAAGUAAUAUCUAGGGCAGAUCCGGAUGGCCGAUCUAUUGAAACAAGUUCUGAGUUGAAUUUAUUUUUUGUGGAUAACUCACAUGCAGGAAGAUAUCAGUGUGUGGUUAGUAACAGUUAUGGAACCACUUAUUCCCAGAAAUCAAUCAUAUCGGUUCUUGUUUACCCUACCUUCUUGAAAAAACCAAGAGAUGUACAGGUUGAAGCUGGAGAGACUGCAAAAUUGGAAUGCGCAGCAACUGGGGAGCCCCCUCCUGAGAUUGCAUGGCACAAAGAUGGCGGGAACGAUUUCCCAGCUGCCACCGAACGCCGAAUGCAUGUCAUACCGGCAGAUGAUGUGUUUUUUAUUGUCAACGCAAACCCUAACGAUGCUGGCAUCUACAAGUGCACCGCGCACAAUGCAGCAGGAACUGCGGCAGCUGAGGCACAACUACAAGUCCUUCAAAAGCCCCAUGUAGUCAGGGGUCCCGAAGACAUGGAAUUGGCUGCCGGGGAACAUAUUGUUCUACGUUGUAUGGCCGAUGGUGUUCCAAAACCAACCAUUUCUUGGUUUAAGGAUGGUGAACCGAUUGUACCUACAGAAAGGCAUUUCAUCAUAGCAGAUAAUCAAAUAAUCACUAUCGUCGAUUCCGUUCAUAACGACUCUGGAAUAUACGAGUGUCAUUUGAAUAAUUCCCAGGGACAGGAAAUAGCGAGAAGCCGAAUUCUCGUCAAGCCAAGUGUUCUAGAUAACAGCAAUAUGAUGGGCAUCAUCAUAAUAACUGUGGUUUGCUGUGCAGUUUUGACUUCCAUAGUUUGGGUAGGUAUAAUCUACCACACGCGAAGGUCUGCCGUUCCUAGCGAACCCACCCAAUAUCCAGCGACCGAAUUGCCAGAACAGGCCGACUGUAUUUCCGAGCGAUCUUCUUGUAAAGACAGUGGCACAGGAGACUCGGCAAGAAGGUCAAGCGACGAUCUUGCCGAGUUUUCGGUUUUGCUGCACGACACGCCGCCCAUUGAGCAAGAUUGACUAGCCGAAACGGCCGUAUAAAGGCACCCAUACACCUCGGUUAUUUUGCUCGGUUUUAACCGUGCAGUUAAAAACGCGCGGGUAGGAAGGACGGGCAAACAACCUCCAUACACUGUCUCGUUUUGCCCAGUUUAUUUUAUCCGCGUCGUAGACAAGAAAGAUUGGUUUGAGAAAGAACUUGCUAGCUGUAAAAAAGGAAACCAAAAAAUGGAAUAGGUAAAAAUGUUUCAAAAGUUUCAUAAUUUUUUUUUUCAAAAUAAAAGUCAAUUUUUAAGGUUUACUUUUUUUCUGAUAGUCUAUUUUGGCAUUAUAGAUCUAGUUUUUCAUUUCCUUCUGUGAUAGUUCGCAGAUUCAAUUUUCCAAUGCAUAGAAAACUAUGUAGUCCAAUGAAUUCAAUCGUAAAUUAUUCAGUGUUAAUUCGUGUCGAACGCCAUGCAUCGAAAACAAUAUAUUAAGAAGUGCUGUUAAAACCGUUGUUUUAACCAUACAGUUAAAAUAUUUGGCUGAGACAGGUAUUGAACGAACAGGCGAAACGACAGAAGUGUAUGGGGGCCUUGACCCCCUAGCGGAUUUUUUAUGGUGGUAAGCUUAUCCGUGUAUUUUUCCUUUGAUAUUAUUUCAAAUUUAGGGCCAGAAAAUUCAACGUGAUCGUUCCUUAUAUACUUUAAAAGCCGGGAGAUACGAGACGAAAAAUAUUUUUUUACUCGGGUCGAUAUUUUUUCUUUCGUAACAUUGAAAACGAUAGAGUUUUAAGUGGGGCCCAUAAAAUCAGAAAUUUUUUAUCAUGCAUAUCCUGAAGUAGUUGGAAAUUUUAGAAUAAAUAAAACUUGCAGUAAUAGCUGCGGGUCUAGUAUGACUUAGGAACACAUAUAAAGGUGCGUUCAUGCCGGCUGCGCCGCUCCGCGCCGUGCCGCGCAAAUCAUUUUUUUGACAUAUACUUUUGUGCGCGUUAAGAAAAAUACAUUUCAAAAGUACAUGGUAAAAAAAUGCUUUGCGCGGCGCAGCAGGUGUGAACGCACCUUAACACGUUAAAUUCAUUAAUAAACUCAAGAAAUUUUUUAUCAUUUGUCUUGUUUAUAUAAUGUACGUAUAUAUUUUAGUGAUAUUUUAGUAAUCUGAAUAUAAACAGACCAAUUUUUAUCACCUUUUUUUGAGAUCAAAAGAACCGUCUACACAACAUUUUACCCGUCAGGGUGCAGCCACACUAUCCUAAAAACGGCGUAUCGGCGUAACAGCGUAAUGACCUUGAAUAGAUUUCCAGUAAUUCUAUUGGCUGAAACAUUCAUCUGUCAGAAAUUUUAUCUGUCAAAUUCAUCUGUCAAAAAUUUCAGCCAAUAGAAUUACUGGAAAUCGAUUCAAGGUCGUUACGCCGUUACGCCGAUACGCCGUUUUUAGGAUAGUGUGGCUGCACCCUCAGGUAAGACGAAUUAAAAAUAAGAGUAAACACUGGAAGUUUUGCCUACGGUUUGAUCAAUUAUAGCACUGGAUUAGUGAAGCUGAAAAAAAAUCUGUAAACCCGCAAAAAAUUUGUGGAAAUAAUUUUAUUUCGUAAUAAUCAUUCAAUAUAUCUAAACAAUUUUGUAAAAUUAUAAUUUUUGUGAAAUUAUGCUUUAUGUGUUGUGUACACGGAGCUUUGUAGAAGAAAGGGUUAUAAAUUAAGUGGAUAUACAUAAAACUCGGUGUCUAAGUCCAGAUUCGCAUUAUCGUGACAAAUUGUUGUUCAUGAGGCCCUUGUACAUAGUCAUUUUUGUUCCUGUUUUAAGUGUUAAUUUCUUACGGGCUUGUAAAGUUAGUUUUAAGUUUUGUAUCUUGUGAUAUUAUUUAGAAAGGUAUUAUCUUUUCGUUUUUCUGUCCGUUUUUUUGAAGCCGUGUAGCUCUUUUGGAAAUAGUCAGGUCUUAAAUGUAGAACCUCUAUUAUUUUUAUCCAGUGAUUCGAAAUUCUUGUAUUUUUGUAUGAAAAACAUGAAGAAAAAUUUUCUCUUAUAAGGGGUCUACGUUUAAAAUGUUCUGAAUGGCCAUUUUUAUUCUCUUGUUUCUCACCUCUAAAGUAUUAUUUUCUUUGUGUACGUAGUAGAUGUAAUACGGGAUCUAAAGAGAUGGCGCUUCGUCUUUUUGGAAUAAAAAAGUAAUACUGCCCGAUGGUACAACUAUACUUAAUUCCUUUAUUUUAAGCAAAUUUUAUUUAUACAUACAUAUACUAAUCGUUUAUGCUUGAAUGUGAAUUUUUAUUUAUUUAAAAUGUGCGCAUGCAUCGUGGAAUGAGUAUAAAUAAGUUUUAUAUAGGGCAAUAUUUAGCCGUUUGAUGGUAUUCUCUGGCUUUAAUCGUCUUUUUAGCCCAUUUUUAUAUAAAUACGUAUUAAACCAUCUGGAACACCCUUAAUUUUGAAAAUAUUUUUCCGUGAAAAACGAGAUAACUUGAUUUAAAUUUAGAGACGAUUUCUGCCAGUUUAGAAUGAAUAAUAUUUAAUUAGUACCUUUAUUAAUGGAGCAAGCAAAAGAUUUUUUGUUUUGUUUUCUUCGUUUUAAGUUGACGCUAAACAUGUAUAUUUUAGUUAGGCAAAGUAAGUAUUUGUUAAAACUUAAUUACACAAUUCGAUUUUGAUAGUAUUAUCAUUGUGAUGUACCUAUAUUUUUGUCUCAAAUAAACAUCUACAAGUUUUA